CACUCUACAAAUACGAAUCAGUCAAUUACAGUCUCUUUUUUGCAGAAUGGCAACGAAUAGCCAUAAACGUAUUUGAGUUGUCCAGAAUAAUCUUUCUUAGGAUAAAGACCAUUGUUUUCUUUCUAUCAUUUUCAGGACUUGUUCGUGAACUGUGGUCACCUCUGGUUGUCAACAACAUCAAAUCGUUUACUAGCAUACCAGAUUACCCUAAUAACCCCUCUGUUUUGUACAACAUCGACAGAUUUUCAACUCCUCGUGAGAAAGGAAAGAAAUUUGGUCAGAGACUCCGGGGCUACUUCAAUGCCCCACUCAAUGGCCCGUACAUGUUUGCAGUUUCGUGCAGUGAUGAAUGCGCAUUAUUCUUAAGCCCAAAUGAUGAUGAAACGAAAAAAUCAAAAAUUAUUGAUCAUCCUUCCGAUGGGGCAAGAGAUAUGAGUUCACAAUACGUAACCCUCAAGGCUGGCAGAUCCUACUUCAUUGAAGCGUUAUCGAUUCAAAAUGAAUGGGUGUCACCCGUCCGGGUAGGCGUUCGUCUACCAAGCGGUUCUGUGUCAGCACCAAUUGCCAAGGAGUACCUGCGUCCAACUAGAGCUGGUUUAGCAGAUGAAAUUUUCUACAAUAUAUCCAGCUCUUCUGUGAAGGAUCUCAUAAGUGAUGGUACAUUCCCAGAUAGGCCAGCAAGAGGACGGUCAAUAACUGAUUUCGAUGUUACUGAUUUUGACAAAGAUACGACCAUAGGCCAUCAUGUCUCGGGAUAUUUUCUUGCACCAGAAACGGGGAAGUUUAAAUUUUUCGGUGCAUGCACAGAUGGAUGCCAGUUAUUUCUAAGUAAAGAUGAUACAUGCAAUAAAAGAGAAAAGGUUUUAGAUUAUCGACCAUCCUCUACAAAGCAAAGAUUUGAUGUUUCGAAGCCUGUUUCCCUUGAAUCUGGUAUGUAUUACUUCAUCGAUGCACUUCAGACUGCCGUAGGUGGGAAAAGAAAUAGCAUAAAGAUUGGUGUUGAAAUGCCAAGUGGAAAGUCAAGUUUUCCAAUACGAAAGGAGCUGUUAUCACAGUUUCCACCAAGCAGACAUGGAGUAGUAAGGGAGGUCUGGACAAACGUGAAAGGAGAGGAUAUACGAGACUUGACUGCAUUGACGUCAUACCCAAACAUCCCCUCUUCGGUAAAAAUACUUCAAACUUUCGAUGCACCGUAUAAUGAAAGAUACAAUUACGGACAAAGAGUGCGAGGCCAGUUUAUUGCACCAAUGACAGGUGAUUAUCGGUUCGUUAUGUCAUGUGACCGCAAAUGUGAGCUGUGGUUAUCUAGCACUGCAAGUGAGGAACACAAAAAGAGGCUAUUGAAAGAGAGUCACGUGACUGCACGACACCAGUUUGAAAAGUAUCCUGAUGAACAGGUAUCUCCGCCUAUACAUUUGGACAUUGGGAGGGAAUAUUAUAUAGAAGCACUCCAUAAAGCUGGUACCGGAUUAGAUCAUUUGUCAAUCGGAGUCACACUACCAAAUGGUGAAAAUGAAUGGCCUAUACCACAAAAGUAUCUCAGAAUGAAAUCAAAUGAAAAGAAAGAGACACAUUUAAAAGACCCUCCUUGCUUAUUCAAGAAUCAAGAACAAAGUAGUCCAGCAAACCCGGGUGAUGCUAUCGUGGACAGCAACGAAAUCGCUGCCAAUCCAACGAGUCAUUCCAAAGAAGUCAAGGUGUCGUCCUUUGCACUUGAUAAUGCCUACGAGAAGAUAGAAGAGUCAUUAGGUGGAGAUUCUGGAAGAGGCAAAGGGGCAGCUGAUAGCUCUUCCUUCGAGCUUCAUAAAAUGUUCCAUGGCUCCAAAGGAAAAGAGCAUGGAGAGGAACCAUCUAUUUCUUUGAAUAAAGAAAUGUCUGAUCCAACACAAGUGGAAAUAAAUAAACUUCAUAAAUCAGUAAGCAAGUUGAUCAAGGCCGCUAAAGAUGCUGGGCAUAAAGUUGAGGAUAAUGAUCAAAAUGCCAAAUUGAAUCCUGCAGCAAAAAUUAAAGAAAACGAAAGUUCAAAUGACGAGGAAGAGCUUGAAAAACUUCUUAGCAGCUUUGGUAGUAAUGCAAAAAUUAAAGUCAUACGCUUGAAAUCAAAUGGGAAACUAACAAACGAUGAUAUUAUAAACGCAUUGAAAGCUGAAUCUCAGAACCAUAAAGUGACAAAUAAUGACGCUGAUGAUGAUUCAGCACUAUCUAUUAACCAGUUGCUGUCUCAGUACAAUCCAACUGAGUCACUUGAAGCACUUGGUACCAUAUCGAAAGGCGAAGACUUUGAAAGUCAGCUUCUAACGCAGGUCCCCGCAGAUGAAGCGCAGAAGAUUUUAACAGAGCUAAGUAAACCAAAGCCACCCCCGAAGAUCGAAAACAGUGAUGGUAUUAAGGUGGCUGGCGAUUCAGGUGGUAAUUUGCAAGUAAUGGAGCAAAAUCCGUUCUCAAAUGCAAUUUUUGGAAGUCAUACGUUAGCGGAAGAUGUGCACACCAGCCUACCAGCUAGUAGCGACGUACACCAAGAAAGGCCGGUCACAAUUGUUAACCAACCAAGUCAGUCUUCUUUGAUGACUGAGGGACAACCUGUCACCGUUGUUGGAAAUUUAGCAGAAAUCAGCAAGGCAAAUGUAAGAGCGAGUGCACUUGCACAAGAAAGCGAAGAUUCUAACCAAAUUGAUAUUGUUCAUGCUGUUGGACGCCCUGUGUCACAAGACAGGCCUCAGCAGUCUCCUGUCGAUCAAAAUAUCCAUGUUGCGCAUCAUGUUCCAAUCAAUCGUGUUUCUGAUUUUGAUGUUUUGGAUUUGGACCUGGUUGGGCUCAAGCAACUGUCUAAAACUGGGUAUUCCGCGAACUCCCCUACCUGGUCACCUUUUGCUCAACCAGCUGGUAAUUUUCCAUUGCAAAUCUCACAAGAACUCGAAGCAGCGCCGUUAGUCAGUGACCAAAUGGCUUCAAUGCUUUCUAGCGAAGACCUAGGAUCACCUGAAUUUUAUAAACGAGGAAAUAAGAUCUCACGCAAAAAACUUGCCAAAACACAUAGAAAAAAAGAGCAACCCAAUCGAAAGAACCAAAAGAAAAGGACUAAACUACAAAAAAAUCAUAGUAAAGAGACUCCGAGAAAUUUUAUUCCAAAACGAUCCAAGAUAUUAAGAGGAGAGCAAGCUGGUAAGCUAGAGAGCAGAACGAAGGGUAAUUGGCAUUCGCAUAACCACCGCCAAGCAAGUUCGUUAAUCAAGAAAUCCUCAUCACCAAGUGAUGACUGGGCUGUGAUAUCAACAUAUUUAAAGAAUCUUGAUUUACCAAAAACUAAAUGGAAAGCAGGAGCUAGGAGUAUAAUAAAUAAUGCACGAAGAAUCAUCGAUAUGGGCAAGGCCACUGGAAAUUCUAACACAUUAGACAAGGGAAAGAAUGCAGUUAUUCAGAGUAUUGUGCAACCAGAAGAUCCUAGUGAUGAUACAAAUAACGGAAAUCAUUUAAUAUCAAGUUUAUUACAAAACAUUGCUGAAGAGGUUGGAGGAAAUUCGACUCCUCUAGAUGAAUAUAUCAAUUCUGCACAUUUAGCAAAGAAAAUCCAGCGUGAUAUUGUCACUAGACGACCACUGCGAAAUGAAAAGAGCGAAAAGAAAACAUUUAAUCGUAUACUAAAUAGUGAUGAACUUAAAAAGGUUGAUGACAUUCCUGUAGAAGAUGAAUGAUUGAAUUGAGAGGUAUAGAUUUCUUAAAUGAUGGCGUCACAAAGAUAUAUUUUUUAGAAUUUUUGAAUUAUAAUCCCACAGCUUUAAAGAGCACCAAGAAAUGCCUCUAUCUGUGAAAAAUCAGAUUAAUUUGUUACGAAUUGGCUGAGAUAUGGCAACAUAUGCACAAGACACUUCCCCAUCAAACCACUGUAAUUUGGUCUCUUUUCAUAACUUUAGUAACAGAGCCAAAUUGAAAGCAAUACGGUAGUAAACUUCGAAUCGUUAAUUGGCCAUAUCUCAGCCAAUUUUGGCAUAUUUAACAGAAGUUGCAGAAUUAGAGGUAUUACAAAGUGCUCAUUUAGGUUACGUGGUUAAAACUGAAAAAUAGAUUUUAUUAUGACGUCACAUUUAAGAACUAUAACAUUUAAUGUGUUUUCCGAAUAAGCAAAUUGUGCGCUUACUUAAAAAAAUAGCUUCAGGGGUAUGUGCUUAUUAAGUAAGUACGGUAACUGCAUUUUUUGUAAAAAGUGGAACAUUUUUAACAAAGUUAUCGCCAGAUAGUUGAAACACGUUUGAGGAAAUUGACCUUUUUUCGAUUUUUGAUAAUUUGCCUAACCAAGGACGUUGAUCGAAGUAAAUCUUUUGAGAAUAGAAAAAUUUGAAUUAUCUUGCAGUGAGAGUAUCAUCGUUGGUUGCAUCAAAACUUUAAUUCAUUUAUUCUUCUAAGCAGUGGCGGAUUUAGAAGGGGCAACUAAAGGCAGUUGCCUCUCCCUCGAUGAGUUGAAGCAAGUAUGGCGCCCCUUUUUUGGAAACUGUGCGCCCCUUUUGAAGAAUGAGAAUCAGGUGAAAAAGUUUCUGAGACCAAUAGAUUAAUUUGCUUCAAGGUAGGCUCUAUGAGAAACGAAAGGGAAAUCAUUGUCUUUAGCGACGUAGUAAUAGACAGCUUUUUAGGAAACGGAGACACAAGAGCUUUUAGAUUAGUAGAAAAAACAGUUAAAAGUUUACUUAAGAAUUAAAGUUGAAAGAAUUAUGAAUGGGCUCUAAAAGUUUAAUUUUCGUGAGAUGUAAAAUCUCGUUAGGCCUGCAGUGAUGUAUAUAUGAUUAAAUCGAUAGUGUAGCAAGGAUUCAAUUAGCUCUAUACAGUGUUUUCUAAGAAUUUUAAUUUCUAAGAAAUUUAUAGAUUUUGUACUCCACUUGACAAUUUAUUUUUUAUAACUUCAUGCAUAAAUUAUACUAAGCAUCUGUUUCGUGUCUUGUUUGCUUUUCUUGACUAGCAUUUUUGUCUUACUUAUGUAAAAUGCAAAGAAACUGGUAUCAGAAUGUACACCAAUAACUAAAACAAAAACUUAACUGGUAACAUUCACAUUUAUAAUGUCUAGGGAAGUAUUAUAUUUUAUAUGCGGAUAAUUUUAUUUUUAGCUAAAUAUUGUUUUUUGGGGAAAUUACCAUUUAUUACUAUUCCUCAGAGCCCAGUCGUCCUUCCUUCUAGCAGUUUUGGAAUCGAUCUACAUACAAACAAAAAGCCGCCAUUUUGUAGACAGAAAAGGUUCGUUUUCUCUCUUGGAUUCCAGUGGUAAUUUGUCUUUAGGCACGGGACACUGAUUGUUCAACUAUACCGGUCUUGUGCCUGCAUUUUUCUGAUUGGUCUACUUCGAACUACAACUGGGUAUAUAUUUUUCAUCGUGUUCUUUCGGACCCUUAUUCUGACGUUUUAUGCUUUGAGUGUCAGACGAAAAAGCUUUUAGCCAAUAUGUUGUAAAAUGUUUGCUUUUUCAAAGCCAUUUUCAAGUUCUGCACUGCCAAAAAAUUGUUCACAUUUAUUUAUCAUUAUCAUCUUGAUAAAGCCCAGUCUUCUUAUCUUGAUUUUAACAGGUUCUUCAAAAUCGUUGAAGCUUUCUAAUAAUGAAUUAGACCAAAUAGGUUUGAAGCCUCGUAGCCUAUGUAUAUGACUUUCUUCCGAAGAAAACUUCGGAAAGCUUAACUCAUGUCUUGCUUCCCAGAUUUAUGGACCUGUCUUUUCUUAAAAUGAACAUACUUGUCUCAUCUUUCGCCUUUUUAGCUCUAUGCUUCUUUUCUCGUGCCAGGGAUAUGCUAAGGUUUCUUGGUCCAUCGUGACAUUAUCAACUAAACACAUAUUUUAAAAGAAAACAUUUUAAUUUCUAUAAACCAUGCCUUCUAUUCUUCUUACGCAGUUUGCCUUUUGUUUUUUUGAAGAUAUCAAGGCCUAUGCAAACUCCAAGAUCAUCAAGAUGUAUGUAUGUUUAGAUGGUGCAACCUCAGUACAGAAUACUAGCCAGUGGUCAUUUCUUUCAAACAGCUUUCAAAGAUAACUUCAUAGAUAUAACUAAAAAAAUCUACAAUAUAUGACAUCAAGCAUUUUGAUAGAUAACAUAUCAUCAAGGCAGGACAUUCAAGUUUUCUAGCGAUGCUUUUUCUUAAGCAAGAACUUGUUCGAGCUCUUUUAACUAGAUAUGCAAUCUUUGCUUCAUAAUUCCAUCAUCUGCUGAUGUCUUGUAUACUAAAGGAAGUGAAUUCGGUUUGGCGCUCCUUCAAAAUUUAGAAAUAAGUCUUUGUUAGAAAUGAUCAAAAUUGCAGCAAUUGUUGAACUUCGGCUCAUCGUUAGACACAAAAAGUGCAAACUGAGAAUUAAAUAGGCCACAAGAUACCUUCCUAGCAGAGGCUUGUCCAGAGUUUAUUUUAACAAAUUUUUAUCACUGCACAUAUUCAAAAGUUUUUGAAAAUUUGGGUGUCACCUUUUGAAAAUUUUCAUGACCACACCCAUCAAACUAGAUGGAUCAUGAAAAAUCUCGAUAGGUUUUAGAUACUGAACAAAUUUCAAACAGAUUUCAUGAAUUAUGAUCACUGCUACUGUUAUCUUCUCGUUUUUAAUAUUGUAAUGCUCUUUGAUUAGCUUUAUUUUAGUUUUAUCACUGCACAAAGUUUGAAUUUAGCACUGCACAAUAACGUUUUAUUGCUGCAAAAAUUGGCUAUCACUGCGAGUUAAAAUAAACCCUGGGCUUUAAAAUGAACAAUUUCUAUUACAUGGGUCUUCGAGAUGGAAUUAAUCAAACGAAACAAAAGUAUUCCUGAAAACAGUAAUUUGCUUAAAAUGAAAUGAAAUAUUUAAUGACGGUUCGUGCAUAAAACGAACGAACAGGGUCUUAAUAUAUUUAAUGGCGGUCUUAUGGUCUUAUGCUAGAGUUCGUCAAGA
Molecule: messenger RNA, 6885 nt
Organism: Rhopilema esculentum
Lineage: Eukaryota; Metazoa; Cnidaria; Scyphozoa; Rhizostomeae; Rhizostomatidae
Source: RefSeq, a predicted model, not a curated record